Molecule: messenger RNA, 543 nt
Organism: Magnolia sinica
Lineage: Eukaryota; Viridiplantae; Streptophyta; Magnoliopsida; Magnoliales; Magnoliaceae
Product: pathogenesis-related protein STH-2-like
Exons: 2
Coding region: 1-486 (161 amino acids)
Biological process (GO): defense response; abscisic acid-activated signaling pathway
Cellular component (GO): cytoplasm; nucleus
Molecular function (GO): abscisic acid binding; signaling receptor activity; protein phosphatase inhibitor activity
Source: RefSeq, a predicted model, not a curated record
AUGGUUGCAGGUACAGUGAGCCAUGAAAUCCUUUCUACAAUUUCGCCGGCCAGACUCUGGAAGGCAAUUGUGAAGGACUCCCACAACCUCAUGCCCAAGCUCAUGCCUGAAAUCAUAUCAAGCAUCGUUAUCCUUGAAGGUGAUGGUGGGGUCGGCACCAUCAGACAGUCCAACUUCACUGAUGUCAUCAAAGACUUCAGCUACUGGAAGGAUCGCAUAGAUGCUAUCGACGAGGAUAAGCACGUGUUCAAGUACUCAGUGAUUGAGGGUGGCCUUCUUGGUAAGAAAGUGAAGUCGACUACGUUUACUCUAGAGUUCAAAGGCGGCGUUGAGUGUGGGAGCGUAUGCAAGUUCCAUGGGGAGUUUGAGACAAUUGAAGGAAGUGUGCCAAAAGAUGAUGAAACAAAGGAGAUGAUGGGAAACAUGGUGGGAAUGUUCAAGGCUGUAGAAGGCUAUCUCCUCGCAAAUCCAAAUGCAUAUGCUUAGCUUUGGUUUUUAUGUUAGGGAGAUUGCUGUAAGCUUUUCAUCUUGGGUUUUUCAUGA